Molecule: messenger RNA, 3509 nt
Organism: Spodoptera litura
Lineage: Eukaryota; Metazoa; Arthropoda; Insecta; Lepidoptera; Noctuidae
Gene: ZnT49B
Product: solute carrier family 30 member 9
Biological process (GO): intracellular zinc ion homeostasis; zinc ion transport; transmembrane transport
Cellular component (GO): membrane; endoplasmic reticulum
Molecular function (GO): monoatomic cation transmembrane transporter activity
Source: RefSeq, a predicted model, not a curated record
UUAUUGUCAUGUCAUCUGAUGUCAUUUACUUACAAGUCGCGAAUAAAUAUUCAAAAUAAAAAUAACUAUGAUUAGCGUUAAUUUUAGUAAUUAGGCCAUAAUCUUCCGUACACUUUAAGUAUAAUGUUAAAUUAAACUUAACACGUUAGGGGCUCAAGUUCUUCAUAAAUAUUCAUGUGACUUAAUACCUUCAAGGUUGAACAUUUCGUAUCAAACUAUCAUGUUGCCUUCGGUAGCCGCUAAGUGUUUCUACAGAAAAUUAAGUAGACAUUCAAUAGAAAUAAAAUACUUGCAUUCAUUAUGCUUUGGUGGACCCAGGAUAUUUCGACGAGAUAUUUUACAUGAAAGCAAGGAGUUAUGGCGAUAUGUUCACAGUUCUGCAUACCUGUUGGAUAAGACCAAUUCUAAAAAUGUUCUCGAGUCGGAGAAAGUUGUGGCUGAGAACGAAAAUGUCAAUAAAGUAAUAAAACAGAGUCCGACUGGCGAUAUCAUAGUUAAAACGGAGACUGAUGCAAGUAAAGUGGUAACUAAGGUUACAAUCGCGAAAAUGAAGCUACCAGAUAAGUCAGCAGAAGCACCUCCCCCAAAACCAGCUAAGAAAAGACUUCUAAUAGAUUUUUCAGCGUCUUAUACUGAACGAAAUUUUAUAACUCCCAUGAGAGCCAUGACAGAGUAUUUACUGAAGCAAUCUGAUUUGGAGUCUUUACCCAAAGUUUUAAGAAGGUCUCCAUAUGAAUCUGAACCUCCAAUGACUGUGCACUACCGCAAGGAUGUAGAAGCAAAGGCAUUGGAGAUUUGGGGAUCAAAGGAAGCUCUUGAAAAGGAACUAUUAAGAAGGGAAUUAGAUAGAAGAAGAUAUGAACAAGAUGUGUUUACUGUGAAAAGGAGGCUAAGAAAUUAUAGAAGAGAAAUGAGCCACACACGUCUUAGACAUGGAGUGGAAGAGAUGGGACUAAAGACGAGGUCUGGGAGGGUUGUACUUACAGCAGUGGGAAUAAACUCCUGUAACUUCUUAUUCAAACUAUGUGCAUGGCUGUACACUGGAUCACACAGUUUAUUCUCUGAAUGCAUCCACUCGCUGGCUGACACUGUGAAUCAACUGAUUCUUGCAUAUGGGAUACAUAAAUCUGUUCAAAUGGCAGAUCCAGCUCACCCAUAUGGUUAUACAAAUAUGAGAUAUGUCUCCUCCCUCAUAUCUGGUGUUGGGAUAUUUUGUGUAGGAUGUGGCCUAUCUUUCUACCACGGAGUUACUGGUAUAUUAGACCCUCAACCUCUCCAUGAUUUUUACUGGGCUUAUUUCGUUCUUGGCGGUGCUGUAGUGUCUGAAGGCGCUACGUUAAUGGUAGCUUUGAAUGCUAUUCGAAAAGGUGCCAAGGAGGCCAAUACGUCAGUAUUCGAAUACAUAAUGCGUAGCUCGGAUCCAUCAGUAAAUGUGGUACUUUUGGAGGAUACUGCUGCCGUAGCUGGCGUUAUCAUAGCGGGAGGGUGUAUGGCUUUAUCCCAGUAUUCUGGCAACCCGUUAUAUGACGCUGUUGGUUGUAUCUUAGUCGGAACUUUGCUUGGUGGAGUAGCCUCUUUUAUCAUUCUGACGAAUGUUGGCGCCCUAGUCGGCAGAUCAAUACCGCAAGAGCAACUGGACCAAAUAAACAGCGUUUUAGAACGAGAUUUUAUGAUAAGAGCCAUUCAUGACGUCAAGGGCAUAGAUAUAGGCAGUAACCUAAUAAGAUAUAAGGCUGAAGUUGAUUUCGACGGCAGAGCUCUGACAAGGUCGUACUUAGAGAAACACGACUUGAACGCAUUAAUGGAGGACAUGAAAAAAGUUGUCACUGUUGACGAUGUAGAAGCUUUCUUGUUGAAACAUGGCGAAAAUAUUGUAGAUAUGUUGGGCGGUGAGAUUGAUAGAAUAGAAUUAAAAUUACGGAAAAAGUUUCCGCAAAUCCGGCACUGUGAUUUAGAAAUACUUUGAAAUGUAGCACUGAAUAUUAUAAAUGCGAAAGUAUGUGAGAUUUUGUGUGUGUGUGUGUGUGUAUAUGUCUGUUAGGUACUCAAUCACGUCAAAACGGCUGGAGGGAUCGGGAUGAAAUUUGGAACAGAGGUAGAUUAUGGUCUGGAGUAACGCAAAAGUUUUUUAUCCCGCCGUAAAGCGGGUGAAGCCGCUAGCAGAAGCUAGUUUCAUAUAUGUAUGAGAGCUGCAAACUAGUCAAAUAGCAAAGCUCUUUGCUAAAAGCUUACAAUAGUAAAGCGGCAGUCACAUUGUAACGUACAUAUAUAUCAUUUGCUAUUAUGUGUGUAUGCGUAUCCACAGAAGUAUUUCCUAGGGACUGUAAAUGUGUAAAAAGGUUUUGAAAAAAUCAAAUAAAAUCUAGCAAAACUUGUGGUAUUUAAAUCGUAACGUAUUUCAAAGCACCUUGUACAGAUUUAUUUUGGUAUUCUAAAAGCCAUGGAUUCGUGGAGCAUUGGUGAUAAAAGAAUCAAUACAGAUUGUAAUAUAAUAAGUACCAUUGGAUGUUUUCAUACUAUGUUUACCUACCUCAUACAUUUCAUACUAUGUUUUCAUACUGUGUAUGAGGUAUAUAGAUAUAAUUAUUAUUCAUGUAUAAUACAGAGUUCCCUUAUGAAUCGCACAUUAUUUUUCAGCAUUUUAUAUAUUUGAUAGUAUAAAGGUUUGGUAUCUGGUUUUGUUGGUCCUGGGUGUUUUAUAUCCGUUUCAUGGAGAGGAACGUAACUUAUAAUCUUAUCUUUAGAAUACUCUCAUGAAAUAAUUAGCUUACUCAAAAAAUCCACCAAAUUUGAAGAGUUUCUACUGUAGAAUUAUAAAUGUAGUUCGUAGUAAAAGUAAAGAAAUAGGCUGCUUGCUUGCCUUUACCUAGUUAUUUGUAAUAGUUAAAUUCCCCUAAUGUCUAGUUUAAUGUCCCGUAUAUUCGAUAUUAUAUUUUAAAUGUUUUCUCAGUCGACACCAUUGUUGCACUUUCAUUUAUCUAGUCUAAACUUGAAAAGCCAUCCGUUUAUAGAUAUUCUAAGUAUAGGUGUUCAAUCGAUGGCGUAAUUUAUAGUAAUAUUAUGGCACCAAGUUCGCUACUGUCUACACUAUUUUGUGCAUGACAUGAUAUAAACAGAGUUAAAGCGACAUUACCGUUGAAACCAAGUAUUUAACUAGAUAAUUAAAACUUAGAUUGGAAGACAUUCCGAAUUGAUUGCCCUUAGUUGACUCGUACACAACAAUCGUGCCUUGGUUUCCUUUAGUCUCAAAUUAGUUUCCUGAUUAUAUUGUUGUAUUUCUCUGUGAUCUAGGAAUGUAUCUUAUGUAUGUAAUCUAUAGUGUAAUAAGUACUACUUUGGCGUAAAGUAAGUCCCCUUUAUUCUGGAUGUAAAUAAACUGUUAUAAUAUUUAUUUAUGUGCGACUUUAUUGUAGUGUAUAAACUAAUCUACCAUCCCAAGGUUUUAACAAAUGUAUUUGCUUACUUGUAGAGCUUAUUAGUCUUGCAUCAAUAAAGAAGGCUAUUUUUAA